UUCAAACCAUUCCCCCCUGUCCCGUCCCUGCAGUCCCUGAUAAAGAGCCCCUCCUUGGCUUUCAUGUAGUGUAGGCUCCCUUUAAGUACUGGAAGGCUGCUGUAAGGAAAGGAAAGGGUUUUCCAAGAGGGUGGAGUGACAUAAAGCAUGUGUUGUUCCUGGGUGUUUAUCUGGAAUAAAUUUGCUGUCUGUGAGCCCUGUUGGUAGCUGGAUUGCAGAUGCUCUCUGGUGGCUUCGUAUAUAGUGGAGUAUCUAAGGUAUUUCCCUCAUGUUUCCUAUUGAUGCAGUUUGGUGGGAGAGAAAGAAUAAUUUAUACCUCAGUUGUGACUGUGAUAGAGGAGAUGUAAUCACUACAAAGUGACUCAUUCAUUCUCCAGGGUUUACACCAGUUUCUCUGGGGUGAGGAAAGCGCCCCACUGCUGCAUUUCCUAUUGCUCAAGCAGCUAUGUAUCAUCAUUUCUCCUUGCUCCGAGGCAUGAUACGUGGGCCAUGGCUGGAGGUGGGAUUCCAGACCAUCCAGUCAAUAAUCUGAUCCCAGGCAGCUCCUCCAGGCUGAAGUUCAUAUUUGGCACAUCUGCUGUCUCAGCUUUGGAUCUGGUGGAUCAGCGUUCUGUCACCCGAGUCACAUCCCCCAGCGGAAGAAUUGCAUACCAGGUCCUUGGGAGCUCAGGGAAACUCUACACUUGCUACAGUUCCUGCCACUUCUGCACAUGUCCUGCUUUUGAUUUUACUGUGUUGCAGAAGAGUGAGAGCCUUCUGUGCAAACAUAUACUGGCUGUCUACCUCAGUCGGGCCGUGGGAGCCUGCCAGGAACUGUCUGUCUCUGAGGAGCAACUCACAAGCAUCUUACUGGCUGGAGAAGAGGAUGAAGGUUGAAGGAUUUGGAUCACAUAUGGAGGUGCUUUCUCCCAGUGGGAUAGCUGGCAUUUUUCCUGCCUACCAGGCUGUCAAGUGUUCAUCGUGGCUGGCAGGUUUCCUGUGCUGCAGCCAAAUGUGAUAUUAAUUAGCAGCCUCACACUGGUGGAUUAAUGAAUAAAUGUUAAGAAGCCUGUGUUGACUUCAGUUUCACUUAUUUAGGUUAUUCUUGGGACUGCUGAAGAUGUUUGAACUUAUCUGUAGUGUUUGAACUUAUCUGUAGUAUUGUGUGUUUGUGAUGUGGGGAUGCAAACAGUCUGGCAGGUCUCUUAGUGAUCCAUUAAACCUCGUUAACUCUGCUUGUACUUCGACUGAACCCCAUCAUCCCUCCAGUGCCCUCUGACAGAGUGACACUGCAGAGGCUCUUAGCAGCCGGCUGCUCAGGGCACUUUUCAG
Cuculus canorus (common cuckoo) is the source of this 1311-nucleotide messenger RNA. RefSeq names its product zinc finger SWIM-type containing 7 (gene ZSWIM7). Gene Ontology annotation, molecular function: zinc ion binding. Gene Ontology annotation, cellular component: Shu complex. The record is from RefSeq and is a predicted model, not a curated record. Lineage: Eukaryota; Metazoa; Chordata; Aves; Cuculiformes; Cuculidae. The transcript has 4 exons. Gene Ontology annotation, biological process: double-strand break repair via homologous recombination. Bases 490 to 876 code for a protein of 128 amino acids.